AUGAUUACACCGAAAUCAUCGCCAGAAAAAAGAAUAUUUGAUUGGCAAGAACAGAAGCAGUCAAAUACAAAAAAUGAUAUCGAUGCCACUUUAUUCUGGACAAGAAAUUCCAUUGUUCUAUCGAUUGGAAGCAUUCUAUGCGUAAUUAUUAUAACAUUAUUAGCAGUUGUUUAUUGGUGUUCAAAACAACAAAAACUAUCGAAGCAAAAGUCUCAUUCAUCUGAAUUGUCACAUUUUACAGCACAUUCUGUUAAUGUUAAAACACCGAGGCCAAAAGAAAUUAAAUUAUUUCCUAUUGUACCAAAAUUAGUACAGCCCAAUUCGUCAUCAUCAUUAAUACUACCGUCUAUUGAAAACAAUACUAUCAAUGGAGAUACAUGUUCAACAGCCGAUUCAUCGUCGUCAUCGACGGCUAUAGCUACGAAGAGAUUACGAAAAAAAAAUUUACUUGAAAGGAGAGGCUCAAAUAAUUCGUUAACAAUAUCCAUAGCUCCAAAACAUCGUCUUCUAAAUAGUCCACCAGUUGAUUGUCCAUCUGAUGAAUAUUUACAAACUGGAACAAGAAAAUUAACAAUCGAUGAACUUCAUCAACAUGCCCAAGAUGCUCGAUCACUUUAUCAUGAAUUUUGGACUAUUCCAACAAAUCAUCUUGAAAAACUUCGUCUUUGUGGUGCUGGCACUAAAAAUCGUUAUGGUACAAUUAUUGCUAAUGAGCAUUCUCGUGUAAAACUAUCUGAACUACCUGGUGAUCCACUGUCAUCCUAUAUCAAUGCGAAUUAUGUUAAUGGUUAUCUUAAUGAAUAUCAUGCAUUCAUAGCAACACAAGGCCCACUUGCCAACACAAUUGUUGACUUUUAUCGAAUGAUUUGGCAAGAACGUGUGCCCGUAAUUGUUAUGAUAACUCGUUUAUAUGAAAAAAAUAAAGCAAAAUGCGAAAAAUACAUUCCAGAUAAUCAAUCUGCGCAGUAUGGUCCUUUUCAAAUUCAAUUGAAAUCAAUAACAUAUCGAACUGAUUAUGAAAUACGUCGAUUAGUUAUUGAAUUUGAAAAUGAACAACGCGAAAUUGAACAUUAUUGGUAUACAGCAUGGCCAGAUCAAUCAUGUCCAGAUAUUGUUCAUCCAUUAAUUGAACUGGUGAAAAAUGUUGAAAAAAGUCGUGUCGAUUUGCCGGAUUUAAAUAAAUGCUCUGGUCCUGUUGUUGUUCAUUGCAGUGCUGGAAUUGGUCGUACGGGCUGUUUUAUUGCGCUGAGCAAUGGUAUAAAACAGCUUGAUACUGAACAUACUAUUGAUAUAGUUCGUAUACUUUGUGAUUUACGUCGCGAUCGUGGCGGAAUGAUUCAAACCAAUGAUCAAUAUCAAUUUGUUUAUCAAGCAUUGAGCGAAUAUGCUAGAACGUUGCAAUCCUCAUCUUGA
Rotaria socialis is the source of this 1413-nucleotide messenger RNA. The record is from the annotation of a GenBank genome assembly. NCBI's taxonomy places the organism in Eukaryota, Metazoa, Rotifera, Eurotatoria, Philodinida, Philodinidae.